AUGAGCAAAGGCUGGGAUGAGGAUGAGUACACUGCCUGCCAUUGGCUUGUGCGAUUCCAGAAAGAGAGGGAAGGAAACACAUUAAAGGUUUCCUGCACAGCCAUCAAGCAAUACGAGUACAUUGAAGGCGGCAUGGUCAUCUCAUGCAUCUACCAGUGGGAGACAAACUCAUGCUAUGUGACUUCUGUCAAUGUCGUUUUCCUACUUGAGCAUCUGGUAGACAAUCAAUUCGACGUAGAGACCAAGAACAGAGUACGAAGGAAUUUGGAGCACUGUCAUCUGCGAACGGUGUCGAAAAACAGGGUGAGCACAAGCGAGUUCUUUUCACUCAUCAUGAACUUGCCGGUGCCGAAGCUGCGAAACAUCGAGAAGGACUUCCUCACCCGUGGUCCUGACUCGAAAGUGUUUGAGUGGAAGGUGCUGUCUGAGACACUGCACAAGAUGGUUUUGCGAUUAGUGAGGCGUUCGUUCUUUUUGUGUCACUCGACUUUUCUGACGGGAGAUUCAUCAGAUGCUUCCUUAUAUAUCUGCACAGGCUGA
Molecule: messenger RNA, 540 nt
Organism: Laetiporus sulphureus 93-53
Lineage: Eukaryota; Fungi; Basidiomycota; Agaricomycetes; Polyporales; Laetiporaceae
Exons: 1
Coding region: 1-540 (179 amino acids)
Cellular component (GO): nucleus
Source: RefSeq, a predicted model, not a curated record